Molecule: messenger RNA, 1775 nt
Organism: Callorhinchus milii (elephant shark)
Lineage: Eukaryota; Metazoa; Chordata; Chondrichthyes; Chimaeriformes; Callorhinchidae
Product: putative RNA-binding protein Luc7-like 2
Exons: 11
Coding region: 165-1355 (396 amino acids)
Biological process (GO): mRNA splice site recognition
Cellular component (GO): U2-type prespliceosome; U1 snRNP
Molecular function (GO): mRNA binding
Source: RefSeq, a predicted model, not a curated record
UGUAUAUAGUGGUGUAACUUGUAUAUAGUGCUCCUGGAGCACGUACAGUCUAGAUAGACUGGUCUUUUCUUUAUGUAUUGAACACAUUUCCCCACAACUGCUCUAAUCGUGUUCAGCUUCUAGUUAUCACGGUUGAUUUUCCUACAGGUUUUUAUUUCCAAGACAUGGUACUUGCCUGGAAGCAUCUUCACAAAAGACAGAUUGGAUGGCGUCUUAAACACAUAAGAGAUGCCAGUCGGCAGAGAAUCAGGUUCACAGAUGAUCGGGUCUGCAAGAGCCACCUGCUGAGCUGCUGCCCACAUGAUAUCCUCUCAGGAACGCGGAUGGACCUUGGGGAGUGCACGAAAGUUCAUGACCUUGCACUAAGAGCCGACUAUGAAAUUGCUUCCAAGGAGAAGGAUCACUUCUUUGAGAUGGAUGCCAUGGAUCACUUGCAGUCAUUCAUCACAGACUGUGACAGAAGAACAGAAAUUGCAAAGAAACGGUUGGCAGAAACCCAAGAAGAGAUCAGUGCAGAGGUGGCUGCCAAGGCUGAACGUGUCCACGAGCUGAACGAGGAGAUUGGGAAGCUGUUGGCCAAAGCGGAGCAGCUGGGAGCCGAGGGGAAUGUUGAAGAAUCCCAGCAGGUCAUGAAGGAGGUGGAGAAGGCAAGAGCCAAGAAGAGGAAAGCAGAGGGGGACACCAUCGCCUCUCCUUCCUCCAGCGCAUUCUGGGAGGUGUACAGGAACUCCAUGCCGGCCUCCAGUUUCCAGCAGCAGAAGCUGAGAGUGUGUGAGGUUUGCUCUGCGUACCUGGGCCUGCAUGACAACGAUCGCCGCCUCGCUGACCACUUUGGGGGGAAACUUCACCUCGGCUUCAUCGAAAUCCGGGACAAACUGGAGGAGCUAAAGAAACUUGUUGCAGAAAAACAGGAGAAAAGGACUCAGGAGCGUCUGAAACGAAGAGAGGAGCGAGAAAAGGAGGAACGAAUGAAGAGAAGGUCCACAUCUCGCAGCAGGGAACGCAAGAGGUCCAGAUCGAGGGAGCGUCGCCGACAUCGAUCCAGAUCCGUGUCUCACGAUCGGCGUAAACGCUCUCGCUCCAGGUCCCGGGAACGUCGGCGCCGGCACAAGUCCCGCUCCGGCAGCCGGAGCCGCAGCUGCAGCCACCAGCAAAGCCGUCAGAACUCCAAGGACAGGGAGCGUGAGAGGGACCGCAGCAGGGACAGGAGCUCCAAACAAAAGUCCAGAGAGCGAGACCAGGAGAAGUGCAGGGAGCAAGAUCGCAAAGACAAGAAACGUCCCUACGAGAGUGCCAACGGGAGGUCAGACCACAGUCAGCCCAGCUCGGAGGAGAGGGAGGCGGGGGAGAUCUGACGGACGCACGGACACACUGACACCUGUGGGGAGAGCAUGGCUUUCACUCGACUCGACUCGACUGGGGGAAACCUCGUGUUUUGUUUUUUUGAACUUAGAAGGGAUUAUUUUCGUCCGGCGGUUUAGACGACCGAUAACUUAAAUCUGUUAGGGUAGCUGGAGGGGGUGAGGAGGGGGUGUCACCUCUCUCUCUCUCUCUCUCUCUCUCUGAGUGGCCUGUGUUUGUGACGGAGGCCGGAGGAGCCUGGGAAUGUACUGUGUGUGCGUGUGCCAGGCUGUGCCCAGUCACCAACAUUAGCAUUCUUCCUAUCAUUGCCCCGCGAUGUAUCCGCAUCGCUCUGUUUUUGAACAAGGAAUCUCUUUUUUUGUUUUGUUUUAAAGCUCUGGAAACUUGAUUCCGUAUUAAAUUUGUAAAAAUCC